UGAGUCAGUGAAAGUGGUGGAAGUGAGAGGAAAGCGUCAUUCUUACGUUUUAUAUCUUCACAGAGAAAAAAAAACAAAAAACAAAAAACAAAAAGGGAGAAACUCUUUUGAAAGCAAAUCAUCUUCUUUUUUUUCUAUAUUUCAACGACACUUUCAACCAACACUUGUUAUUGUUAGUUGUUGUUUCUUUGUUCCCUUAAGAUCUCAAAGUCUUAUCCUUUGGGUUUUGAUUAGAUAUCUUCUGUUUGGUUUCAUCACUUUCUUUCUGAUCUGGGUUUUGCUCUCUGUGCUAGGUUUAGUUGUUAGAUCAGUUGAAAGUACCAAUAAAGAUUAGAAAAGAGUAACCCCUUAUAGGUUUUAUUGGGGUUUUGUCUCAUUCUGAGAAAUGGGUUCACAGAGCUAGGAUACUGCAGAAACAACCUUUUCACUUGGAGGGUUCUUGUCUAGUUGCUUUUAGGCUUUUUGGUUUGGUAGAGAAAUUGAAUUAGUAGUAAUGAGAAGAGGUAGAGGGAAAAGAAAGAGGCAAAAUGCUACUGCUAGAGAAGAUGGUGAUGAAGAAGAAGAAAAGAUUCCAGCUUACAGGAGAAGAGGGAGGCCACAGAAGCCGUUAAAAGAUGAAACCGAAGGAGAAAGAGAAGAGAUUGCGGAGAAGGAUGAUGAUAAUACAAACGGUUCAGAAACAAGCAAAGAAGAUGUGACAGAGAAUGGGAGGAAGGGGAAGAAACCGGUAGAAGAGCCUAAAGAGAGCAAUGUAACAGAAGAAGAGAAUGUGUUAGGAUCGAAAUCAAGCGCUGAUGAUUCAGUGAAGUCAUCGUUGUCUAUGGGGUUUAGACAUGUUGGGAGUAGGAGGAAGAACAAACCAAGACGAGCUGCGGAAGCUGUUGUUGAAUGUAAUGGUGUUUGAAGAAAGAGAUUCUUGGAGACUGCCUUUUUGAUUUGUUUUUUUGUUGACUUGAAUAUUACUUUUUGUUGUUAGGACUUUUGAUGCAGUUGCGUUUUAGUUUUCAUACAUGGAAUCAGAUUUUAUCAACUUUUCAGAACAGUAGCACUUUGCCUGAGUUGCUAUGAAGAAGUUUACUUUUCAAAGUUU
Molecule: messenger RNA, 1090 nt
Organism: Raphanus sativus (radish)
Lineage: Eukaryota; Viridiplantae; Streptophyta; Magnoliopsida; Brassicales; Brassicaceae
Exons: 2
Coding region: 494-904 (136 amino acids)
Source: RefSeq, a predicted model, not a curated record